Messenger RNA from Colletotrichum chrysophilum, 1533 nucleotides. RefSeq lists its product as uncharacterized. Lineage: Eukaryota; Fungi; Ascomycota; Sordariomycetes; Glomerellales; Glomerellaceae. The record is from RefSeq and is a predicted model, not a curated record. Bases 1 to 1533 code for a protein of 510 amino acids. Gene Ontology annotation, molecular function: protein binding. The transcript has a single exon. Gene Ontology annotation, cellular component: nucleus; cytoplasm.
AUGAAGCCCAUAUCCCUAGACGUGGCGUGGCACAUCUUCAAUCACAGCGAACCCUAUGUUCAGUCUCGGUUCACGCGAUGCUCGCGCGCCUGGCAUUCGUUCUUCAACCCCAAGCUUUACCGACAAGAUGUCAGAACGGGGCAGUACUCCGCCGUGUUCAGGACGAUUUCCAACUGCACAGACACGCGGGUGGCCCUCGCCACGCUCAGGCAUGCUUCUCGAGCCGGCGCUGACUACAACAAACCAGCUACCAUGUUCGUGAUCGAGGCCCAACAACCCAGCCCUUUUCUCGUCACCGCCCUGUACGUCGCUGCUUCGAAAGGCUAUCCAGACAUAGUGUCAUUUCUCCUCGAUCAUGGUGCAGAUAUCGAUGGAGUCCCCGACUGCCGGCUGCGGACUCCUCUUUUCAUAUCCCUUCUCAGUCGGGAUGCAGAAACGUCCAUGCUGCUCCUCCGCCGUGGCGCGCGUCUCGAGUCUCCCGAAUUUGGGAUCAACGCGCUCCACCAAGCGGCCGCCGCUGGACUGACUGAGGUCAUUACGUAUCUGAUCGAGGAGAAAGGACUGGCGGUGGAGAGGGUUGAUAGCAACGGCGACACGCCGCUGAUCCACUCCCUGUUGUCGCCGUCGCCAGAGACGGUCAUAACCCACCUAGCGCGGUUCAACGUCGAUGUAAAUCAGCCUACGACGAUCGACACAUGGCGCAUGACGGCGCUGAGCAUGGCUUGCGAAGACGGCAUGUUCUCGGCCGCCCUGGCUCUGUUACAAGCCGGAGCAGACGCUACGGGCGAGUCGGACGGCUUGGUCGAGGGGGCUGACCCGGCGCUCUUCAUCUUCGAGCAAAAGCCACUCGAGCUGGCUCUCCUGGCCCGGGCCAAGCAAACGGAUGGAAGGACGGCGGUGGUGAAGCAACGACUCAUCGACUACCUUCUCAAGUCAGGCGCCGACCCAAACGCAACGGUCUGCAUAUCGGCGCGCUGCAACUGGACUGGGCCCCUGUUGCUAAAGCUCAUCCGGAUGAGACGCCGUUGGGAGGCCGAGAUGCUGCUUUCUUCCGGUCUCCUGGAUGUCGACAAGCGCGACUCGAAUGGCGCAACGAGCCUCAGUUGGACACUUUCCACGUGUCAUGGGAAUCCGCUCAUGGCGUCGAUCCUGCUGCGACGCGGUGCCAAGAUGGACGAUGCAGUGUUGUGCAGCAUCCUCAGUAAGCUGGCGCGGCUUGCGGACGCGCGAGACGACUGGAUCGUCAUUAGUCUUUUGACGCGCGAGCCUAAGCUGCUGAAGAUCUUCCAUGUGGUGUAUUCGCACUGUUUCUGGGUGGCAUCCCAGCGUGACGACGAGGCGGCAUCACGCUUUUUGCAGGACUCCCCACAGCUGGUUGUGCGUGUCGUCACGGAGAUGCUAAAGAACGGGAUUAGUCUGACGAAGACGGGCGUCUUGAGCAUGCUGCGGAACAAGAAGGAAGCCAGGCCAGGACCGGUCAUUGCAGCAAUUUUGUAUACGGAGAGAAAUAGGGCCUCGCGGAGGUGGUGUUAG